AUGUCCCUCAGCAAGCACGUCGACCCGGACGAGCUCAUCGAGCAAGCCGUCGACCACCCCAUCCUGGGUCUCCUCCAGCACCCGGGCGGCAAAAAGUCCCACGCCUACCACUCGCACGCCCACGCCGGUCGCUACGUCACCGAGCCCAUCCCCAAGUACCAGAUUCCCAAAAAGGGUACCGAUGCGCAGGCCACCUACCAGCUCAUCAACUCGGACCUUUCGCUCGAUGGCAAGCCUACGCUCAACCUUGCGUCCUUUGUUCACACCUGGAUGCCCGACGAGGCGACCAAGCUCAUGACCGAGACCAUGAUGAUCAACAUGUGCGACCAGGACGAGUACCCGGCCACCAUGGCUAUCCACGCCCGCUGCGUUAGCAUGCUCGCCGACCUCUGGAAGGCUCCUACGGAGAAGGACGAGAACGGCAAGCGCAAGCCCGCCAUGGGUGUCGCUACCACCGGCUCGUCCGAAGCCAUCAUGCUCGCUUGUCUUUCCGCCAAAAAGCGAUGGCAGCACAAGAUGAAGGCCGCUGGCAAAUCGUUCAAGGAGCCCGGGCCCAACAUGGUCUUUGGCAGCAACGCCCAGGUGGCCAUUGAAAAGUUUGCACGUUACUUUGACGUCGAGAUGCGCCUGGUGCCGGUGAGCCACGAGUCGCGCUACUGCCUCGACAUCAACAAGGCCAUGGACUAUGUCGAUGAGAACACCAUCUGCGUCGUCGUCAUCCUCGGCUCGACCUACACGGGCCACUACGAGGACGUCGAAGGCAUGUCCAAGCUGCUCGACGCUUACGAGGAGAAGACGGGCAUCGAUAUUCCGAUUCACGUCGACGGCGCAUCGGGUGCCAUGGUCGCUCCAUUUGCCACUCCAGGGCUCAAAUGGUCGUUCGACAUUCCUAGGGUCAAGAGCAUCAACACGUCGGGCCACAAGUUCGGCAUGGUCUACCCGGGUCUCGGCUGGGUGUUGUUCAGGGACAACGAGCAGGUGCCCAAGGAACUCGUCUUUGAACUUCACUACCUGGGUUCGGUCGAGUACUCGUUCGGACUCAACUUCUCCCGCCCCGCCCACCCGAUCAUCGGUCAGCUGUUCAACUUUAUCAACCUCGGGUUCGACGGCUAUCGUCGCGUGAUGCAGUCGGAUCUGCAGAAUGCACGAUUGCUCUCCCGCGCGCUGGAGAACAGCGGAUACUACGAGGUGCUGAGUGAGAUCCACAAGCCGCUGCCCAACGCGGGUGCCGCUGCGGGUGGCGUGGCCGAGACGAUCAAGGAAGCGGGUGCCGCCCUCGUCGGUGGAAAGGAACACAAGCGCCACCACCACGAGAUCAACGAGCAUUCCGCCGAAUUCUACCGUCCCGGUCUCCCCGUCGUCUCCUUCCGAUGGUCCCAGUCCUUCCGCGAACGCAACCCCAACCUCGAACAGCGAUGGAUGCAAACCCUCCUCCGAGCCAAAGGAUGGAUCGUACCCAACUACAACCUCUCGCCCGACCUCGAGGACAUCGACAUCCUCCGCGUCGUCGUGAGGGAGAAUUUGAGCGAGAGCAUGAUCGAACAGCUCCUGGUGGACAUUAUUACGAUCACGGAGAGUUUGGAGAAGGAAGGCACCGAGGGUGGAUACCGCCACCUGGCCGAGGCGACCAGCAAGCACGAGGAGAAGCAGAAGGAACAGGGCGCCAGCACCGGUCAUCACAAUGUGGCGACCGACAAGCACAGGGGUGGUCUGCCCAAGGGCAGUGGAACCAAGGCUACGGGGUAUGCCAAGCAGUGUUGA
Molecule: messenger RNA, 1761 nt
Organism: Kalmanozyma brasiliensis GHG001
Lineage: Eukaryota; Fungi; Basidiomycota; Ustilaginomycetes; Ustilaginales
Product: Pyridoxal phosphate-dependent decarboxylase
Exons: 1
Coding region: 1-1761 (586 amino acids)
Biological process (GO): L-glutamate catabolic process
Cellular component (GO): cytosol
Molecular function (GO): pyridoxal phosphate binding; glutamate decarboxylase activity
Source: RefSeq, a predicted model, not a curated record